Messenger RNA from Salmo salar (Atlantic salmon), 3912 nucleotides. RefSeq names its product protein CLN8. Gene Ontology annotation, biological process: lipid homeostasis; nervous system development; phospholipid metabolic process. Gene Ontology annotation, molecular function: ceramide binding. Lineage: Eukaryota; Metazoa; Chordata; Actinopteri; Salmoniformes; Salmonidae. Gene Ontology annotation, cellular component: membrane; endoplasmic reticulum. The record is from RefSeq and is a predicted model, not a curated record.
UUGUAAAUAAGAACAAAUGCUUAACCGACUUGCCUAGUUAAAUAAAAGUUACAUUUAUGAGACCAGUCUGAUCGCAAUUGUGAAAUUUGACUAAAUAAUGUUAGUCAACAACAUUAACAAUGUUACAGAUUUUAGCAAAGUGGCCUGUGUUUUUCUUUACUCUGUAACAACGUAUCUAACUGAUUGAGCUAAGUUGUUGCUAGUCUGAUUAAUCAGGUUGUACUACACAAUUAAUUGGUAGUGCCAGAAACGAAUUCCUGCAGAAUCGUGGUGAUGUUCCUUACAAGCCAGAAUGUUGAAUAAAAUGUCAUUUGAACGUACACUACCGGUUGUCUGUGCGGUUUGUCCUUCAGCUGCUCAUCCUCCCCUAAUUCAGAAUAUACCAUUUUCAUUAUCAUGGCAUGCUUGGUUCAAUAGCUUUUGAGGAGAGAUAACUGAAUAUCCAGUAUAAAACUAAUAUGACCAUACACCUACUGGCUCUCUAAAAAAGUUUGGUUAACAAUACUUUCCUGUGGAUAUUUUGUCUCAAAUUUCCAGCAGCUGAAGGACAAACCGCUCGAGGUGGUUUAUAAUUAACCCAUGGGACACUUCAGUGAUUACUGGUUACUCAACUCUGUUGAUAACUCCACGGAUGUAAGAGCAACAGACAUCAUCCACCAUCCCACCCACACAAAUCAACAUGACCUCCCAGCAGGCCAACCCUUUGCCGGCAUUCAAGAGCCCCGCUGACCCCAGUCCAGACUACUUCUCCUGGGUCCUUCGCCUCCAGAUCAUCAGCCUGGGCUUUGCCUUCUACACUGCCAUCUUCCUCCUCUCCCACCUGGUGUCCACAGCCCUCUCCCAGACCUACCACUCUCUGCUGGCCAAGGAGAAGGUGUUCUGGAACCUGGCUGUCACACGGGCCGUAUUCGGCCUCCAAGGCACGGUGGCAGGCUUACGAGCGCUGACCGAAGACUCGGACUUGUCAAGGGACAGGAUAAGAGGUCAGGAGGACUGGUCGUGGUUCACCGUGCUCAUCGCCACGGGCUUCUUCCUGUUUGAGAAUGUGGUGCUGCAUCUCUCCAGUGUGGUGUUCAGGUCCUUCGACCUCGCUCUGGCUACCCACCAUUUCUUUGCCCUGUCGGGGUUCACUGGGGCCGUGGUCUGGGACUCACUAGGGCAUUACCUGCCCAUGGUCACUCUGCUGCUGGAGAUGAGCACGCCUUUCACCUGCAUCUCCUGGAUGUUACUAAAGGCGGGCUGGGCGAGGACCCUCUUCUGGAAGGCCAACCAGUGGGUGAUGGUCCACAUGUUCCACUGCCGCAUGGUGCUUACCUACUACAUGUGGUGGGUGAGCUGGAGCCACUGGGGGGAGAUGAACAUGUACAUGGCUCUGCCCCAGCGAGUCCUCUUCUACACUGGCCUGGCCCUGCUCACAGGGCUCAUCAACCCCAUCUGGACACACAAGAAGACCAUGCAGCUCCUCAACCCUGUCGACUGGAACUUCAGCAACAAGCCAUUGCCCAACGGCCCCAGUGGGGAACGGGAAGAGAAACCUCAUGAGAGCUAAACGGAGCCAAGGACUGUGAACCUGUUUUGUACAGUUAUGUUUCUUUUACUAUGCUUGUAAAGGAGAGGAAGUGUGAUUCAAAGUGAGAAAUAGUCCAACUCUGGCUUUUAGGUUUGUAACGGAGAGGAAAGGCCAUUUUAAAAUACUAUUUUCUUACUAACUCUGGCUUUUAGUGUUUGAAGUAUUUUGAGGAUUUCAAGUUUAACUGAACUACUGUGUUUAAGGUUCUCCGUAUAGGUCUGUUGUCUCUACAAAACGUGGGUGAAAGGGCCUUUGACGACAAGAAAUGUCAUAGGUGAACUUAGUUUUAUAGUAGAAAAGUGUUGGCCUGACCCGUAUGCCGUUGAUUAUUCGCUGUUUUUGAUAGUAUUGAGUGGGAGUGCAGAUGAACAGAGAGAAAGGCAUGUUAUUGUUCUGUCUACUCAGUUCAGCUUCCAGCAGAAAGGUGUGAAUGUGCUAGUUAACCUCUCUGGAAUGGGGUGUUGGCUUGUUUGAAGUUCCCUGAUACGCCAGUGGUCUUUGCACUUACGGGUAAAGAGUGUGUGGUCACUCAAACACUAUGUGCUGAGCACAGACCAGUCCAUGAGGCAGCAGAUUUACUCGCUGAGAACAAACUCAGUGACAGACUGAGACUGGAGAUUGGAGACUGGGUCACGAUCUGGCAGAUGAGGAAAGUCUCACAGCUUUCGAACGUCAUUGGAAGGAAAGCAACUUCUUUCUGUAUCAUAAAAAAUGCUUUCUGACUUGCUUCAGAGUAGACUGUAAUGUGUACCGGUAGUGUUGUGUGCUCUAGUUUAAUCUUUAUCAAUUCAUAUAAUUUAAUCUUGAGAAAAUGGUUCCUGUAUUCUGUGGAUGUCUGAGUUGUAUCUUUGAUAGUGGGGUUGACUUAAUAGUAUAGACUCUGGAUGCUGUGAGAAGCAGUGCUGUUUUCAGCGGGGGUCACCAAAGGGAGUGGAUAGACUAAUAACAAGCACCACGGUGCAGGCCAAAUGGAUGGUGAUGUCUUCCUUUUGUUACUUACCAACUUUCUCUACCGCUGAUCUGUCGGAAAAUGAAGUUGGGGGUUAAUUCUUUGAGUAAUCUCUCCUUUGUUUGCUGUCUCCUAGGACCUUCUAUAAACCUGCAAAUUAGUCUUAAGUUGACAAUUUAAAUCCAGUUCAUUCAAGAUUCACGUGAGAUGGAGUGUGUGAGUUUGAACCCUUAACCUGGUUGUUUGUGGAUAAAGAUGAAUUUCAGUCCUGUAGUCUAGCAUGGAGCUUUUGGAAACUACCCACCCACAUUGAACUACAUCCAGACUGCUAUACUGUACUUCACAAAUCCUCUCUUGACUUGAGAGGUGUGGAAAAUAGAAUAAGAAUAUCAAUGGUACAAACAACUUAUGACACCAAGGCAUUACACUGGUGCGCAUCAUGGUGAUGUCAUUAUAAAUAUCGAAUAGCUCCCCAUGUGUUUAUGCUAGAGACUUACCGUUUCUUGCGGUGGCUGCAGCUCAAUCCCCUCCUUCUGAUUUAUAAAGCUUGCGCAUAUUCCAUAAAAUGGGGCUUGUGAAAGUGGUAUUUUUCUACACAAAGGAUCCAGACAAGAAAAUAGUCACGAAAUCAUCUGUAAAACCUGAACUGUUUGAGCUACAAACUAAAAAGUCACCCCCAUGGAAAGAUGAGACUUUCAUGAACACGACGGUGUCAUAUGUUUUGCUCUUUGACACACGCUUCAGGAGAGUCGUCUGAAGGUAACUCUGGACCGGCCUGUAAAAAUGGCCCAACGUGCUUUGGGUUAAAAUUCCCAUGAAUAAAGUGACCAAACAUGGGUCAAAUUUUUUAUGUCUCUCAGAUAUAGGAAAAACACUUCAAAACCGUAGUCCUUUUGACUGUGUUUUGCCAUGUACAAAUGUUAUUCAAUGUGUUUUUUAUGGGCUAUAGCGGUAAAGGCCAAAUUCAAUGUUUUAAUUCAAUAAUUUAUAUAUACAGUAUUUAUACCUACAGGGGUCCUAAAAUUUGACAUGUUUGCCUGGCAUUCAGAAUAUAGCAAUACAAUAAAGAAAAUGUACACAGUAGCUUUAUUUUAAUUGGUUGAUGCCAGCUUUAACCAAAUACAAUGGAGGUAUUUAUGGGUUCCAAACUUGAUUAUUUGUUUUUCCAGUGGGAUUUUUGUUGUUCUUUCUUUAAAGGUUUUCUACUACGAUACAGUCUAAUUAGUUCUGAGCUUGUAUAUUAACAGUGUUGGAUUUGCCAUUGAUUUCUACUAUUGUCUGUCAGUAUGAUGUUGUGUGAUGGAUGCUCACACAUUGAUAGUGCCAUUUUCUCAGACUACCACUCAAAUCUGUUCACUUAACAUGAGCUGUCAAUAAAACCUUUAACAUCCUC